Molecule: messenger RNA, 3024 nt
Organism: Xiphophorus maculatus (southern platyfish)
Lineage: Eukaryota; Metazoa; Chordata; Actinopteri; Cyprinodontiformes; Poeciliidae
Gene: dio2
Product: iodothyronine deiodinase 2
Exons: 2
Molecular function (GO): thyroxine 5'-deiodinase activity
Source: RefSeq, a predicted model, not a curated record
UUAUGAGAUCUUUUCUUCGGGUGUUUGGACAAAGUGGACAAAGGAAGGAAAUCUGUGGUUUGAUCCAGUAAGUCUGGACGCCUCUAAGGGAGGAGAGAAAGGAGGAGACUGGAGGUCUGCGCCGAAUCUGACGUCAGGAUCAGUCUGCAAAGAUAAGCCGUGGGGCUCAACAUUAACUACAGAGUCCAUCCUUUCCAGGGAGGUGCUGGAUAUCAGAAGGGUUCUGGUGCAAAGUCUGGCGCAGAUCCGACACUAUGAGGGCAGCAGAUCAGAGCCGCGGUCUUCAGCCUCUCCACUGAACCGUCAAAAAGAGAAAAUGGGAAGUGCGAGUGAAGACCUGCUCGUCACACUCCAGAUCUUGCCCGGCUUCUUCUCCAACUGUCUCUUUCUGGCUCUGUACGACUCCGUAGUACUGGUGAAGCGCGUCGUGACCCUACUGAGCCGGUCGCACUCCGCCGGCUGCGGAGAGUGGCGCCGCAUGCUGACAUCCGAGGGGCUGCGCUCCAUCUGGAACGGCUUCCUGCUGGACGCCUACAAACAGGUGAAACUUGGCUGUGAGGCACCAAACUCCAAGGUGGUGAAGGUUCCUGAUGGACCUCGGUGGAGCAGCACUGUUGUCCCAUAUGGGUCAAGGAUCCAGACUGGAGGUGAAUGUCGCCUUCUGGAUUUCGAGUCAUCAGAUCGCCCUCUGGUGGUGAACUUUGGCUCGGCCACCUGACCCCCAUUCAUCAGCCACUUGCCUGCCUUCCGGCAGCUUGUGGAGGACUUUAGCGACGUGGCUGAUUUCCUGUUGGUCUAUAUUGAUGAGGCCCAUCCUGCCGAUGGCUGGGUGGCCCCUCCCAUGGGGCCCUGUUCUUUCAGUUUCCGAAAACACCAGAACCUUGAGGAGAGAAUAGGAGCUGCACGCCAACUCAUCGAUCACUUUUCCCUACCGCCACAGUGCCAGCUAGUGGCCGACUGCAUGGAUAACAAUGCCAACGUGGCUUACGGGGUGGCAAAUGAACGAGUCUGCAUAGUGCACCAAAGGAAGAUCGCCUACCUAGGAGGAAAGGGACCAUUUUUCUACAACCUGAAGGAUGUGAGGCAGUGGCUGGAACAGAGUUACGGCAGACGGUAGGAGUUAUGAAUGACAUGACAGAGGACACAUGAAAACAGAGCCUCUUGGCUUUGUAUAAGGUAAACUGAAAAAAGUUUGUCAUAAAGAUCUCAGCCAUUGGGCUCUAAACAACUAUUUUCUGGAACUGCAGAGCACUUUUUUUGUUUUCAUACACACCAAGUGUGUUUUGUCCGCGUUUGUACCGAUUUGCUGCUGAAAAACAUGUUUUAAGAAGAAAAACACUAAUUUCCAAAUUUGAAAAUAUUUAAAAAAGAUUUUGUGAUUAUUUUUAGAAGGAUUGUAUAUUUUUUACAUCUUUGUUAGAUGUUUUUUGCACUAUUCCAACAAAACAACUUUCAUCUGCACCUUUACCUUCUUGGUUUUCCAUGCAGGACAUGCUACAGCAUUGUUCUCAAUCAUGUUUUGAUAUAAAAUCAAAAUAGAUUUAAUGUGGCAGAAAUUUGACUCAAUGUGGCCUUUUCUUUUCAUUCCAUUGUUAUUUUAAAUGGGGUUCUUUCUUACAAUAACUGCAUGCAGAGGACAUUAUUCCAUUGUUUAAAAAAAAUUCUAGCUCAGGGCCAUAGGUCUUCAUUGUUUCUCUGUAUUUUAUUUCCUAGUUCCACUACUUUAAUACCACCUCAGGGAUUCAGGAUGGUAAUUGUGUACUUUUGGUUUCAUUCCAUGUGAGCUUAACUAAAACAUAAAGCCCAGCUUUAAUCUUAUCUGGCAAUUAAAACUUUCCUCCAGCUGACAUGAUGCUUUGCCGUGUUCACUAACAUUUAGAAACACUUCUACCUGCCUUGCUGUUUUGGAGAGAUUUACACAGGUUGAAUUAUGCAGAAAGUUCAGGCUUUUGAAAUACCUCAAUACUGAGAAUUAUAUUUGGACUAGACUUGAUUAUGAGGAUCACCUUAAAAAAGCUGUUUGUAAUUGGCAUUAUUUAGGCAUGACAAAAGCCAUUGGUACAUUUACUCAUCAGUUAUAGGUUGUACCACAUUUUUAUUUGACUAAGGGGCUCCUUUUAAAUUAUUUGUCUUUUGACUGAUUUCUGGGGGUUUGGAAAGAGAUUUGGUUGAAUUUUGGAAUUACAGCAUUACAUUAAGGUAGAUCCAACUUACCACUUUGUAACAUUUCAACAGUGGACGAAGACAUUGCUGCGGCGCAAAAAUCCGUCUAAAAGUAGGUGAUCUUUACAGGGUGUUGGUGAGGCCAGGCAAGCAUGAAGAAGUGAGUGUACUCCCUGUUAGAGAAGAAUGGAUCACGGAAAGUCAUGGAGGGUUUUGAGCAUGCAUUCAAAAAGUGAACAGAAGCAGAUUUUUCAGUUAACAUGGUGGACAUUUGUAGCUUGUGUUUUAUGCCAAGUAAAACCCAAAAUGCCAUUGGUAUUUAGGUGAUGGACAUCAAAUAUAAAGUUUAACAUAAGUUCUUUAGAAUAACUUUAAAGGAUGAUAUAUAUAUAUAUUUAUUUCCUACCAGAUCUUUUUACUGCCCCUGUGAAUUCAGUGCUGAGCCUUUAUGAUGAUGAAUUGAGUUGUCCCAGAUCUACUUCCCCCUACUCCUGUUUUCAGCUAACAAUGGUCUCCAGGAAUAUUUUUAGUUUCAUAAGGGAAUUCACUGGGACUUAAGGUGCUGGGGUAUUUAUUUGAGCAGUCUUUUUGCAUUUGCUGUGUGGCACAUAUUGAUUUAACCAAGGCAUGAUGAUUGGGACAAGAUAUAGUGUAUUGCUCUACUACCUAAAUCCUUAUCAUUGAUUGAAUAAAAUGGCUUUGUACUGGAUGUCAGACACAGCUUUAGAAAAAAAAAACACGUUAGUCUGGAAAGAUUACACUAAAAACAUUUAAAAACAGGUGUGUUUUAAAGAUACACCAAUACAUUUGAUCCAAAGAUUAUAAAUGUUCAAGGUUUCACACAGAUUAGCUAAAAAGAAG